Messenger RNA from Sebastes umbrosus (honeycomb rockfish), 3400 nucleotides. It is a transcript of the gene ubash3ba, whose product is annotated as ubiquitin associated and SH3 domain containing Ba. NCBI's taxonomy places the organism in Eukaryota, Metazoa, Chordata, Actinopteri, Perciformes, Sebastidae. The record is from RefSeq and is a predicted model, not a curated record. The coding region runs from base 381 to 2420 and encodes 679 amino acids. The transcript has 15 exons. Gene Ontology annotation, molecular function: protein binding.
CCUCCUCCCUUUUGACUGCUUUUCACAACACCGCCUCCAACCAACGUGAUUAAUGUCAGUGUAACACCAGCGCGUGUAAAAAGCGAGAAUAUCGUGUGUUUUUGACCCGUUUUGUGUGAAAACCGCGCUGACUUCCGGUCCUCUCCUCGGUGUACUGUCCCUUUAACUGAAGGGGGAACCUUUCACAGGCUGGUUCUCCGCUCACUCACUCAGGACCCAUUCAUAAAUAACACAUCGUGUUGGAAAAAGGAAGCUCCAGCUAUCUGGUAUUUUUCAUUCAGCGGAGGAGUGAGGAGGAGGAGGUUAACCAGACAUGUUCACCUCCAGCUCCAUCGGGGACCGUUAAUCGGGGGCACGGCUGGAGGAGCAGCAGUGACUUCAUGGCUGACCCCGCUGAGCCGUCAGGAGGCAGCUCGCUUCAGCUCGGUUUCUCAGAAGGAGCAGAGGAGCUGGCAGACAGACAUACCGAUGGAGCAGUGAGUGAAGUGAUGGCAGCUAAAGAGGACCUGUAUGCCAAAGUGACGCCGCGGAGGCAGCGCCAGAGCCGGCCGAGCACCGUCAAGCAACAUGGGUCCACUCUGGACGUGCUGCUGUCCAUGGGCUUCCCCAAGACCAGGGCCUUGAAAGCUCUGGUUUCGACAGGAGGGAAAAACGUCCAGGCGGCUUGUGACUGGCUCUUCUCCCACGUGGACGACCCGUUCUUGGAUGACCCUCUGCCCAGAGAGUAUGUGUUGUAUAUGCGACCCAGUGGGCCGCUGCUCCAGCAGCUCUCGCACUUCUGGCAGCAAUCCCGCCUCUCCUGUGGCAAGAAUAAGGCGCACAACAUCUUCCCCCACAUCACCCUCUGCCAGUUCUUCAUGUGUGCCGACGGGAAGGUGGAGGCUCUGACUGACGCUCUCCAGGCGACCGUGGCCAAGUGGAAGGGUCGCAUACCCAUGCCCCUCCCUCUGGAGCUCUACACCUCUUCCACCUUUAUUGGCCUCUUUGUGGAGGAGCAGAUGGCCGAGGUGCUGAAGAGUUUCGCUUCUGAUUUUGCAACUGAAGCAACAGCUAAAGCAGAUGUUCACGUCGAGCCUCAUAGGAAACAACUUCACGUCACUUUGGCGUACCACUUCCAAGCCAGUCACCUUCCAAUUUUGGAGAAGUUGGCCAAAGCGGUGGAUGUGUCUUCAGGCUGCGACUGGCUGGCCGUGCUCUUCUCACGGGAUAUUCGGUUCGCUAAUCACGAGACACUGCAAGUCAUGUACCCGUAUGCGCCUCAGAAUGACGACGAGCUGGAGCUGGUGCCGGGAGACUUUAUCUUCAUGUCUCCGGUGGAGCAGAGCAGCGCCAGCGAAGGCUGGGUGUACGGCAGCUCGCUGGGCACGGGGCUGUCGGGCCUGCUCCCUGAGAAUUACGUCAACCGGGCUGACGAGUCUGACACCUGGGUCGUCCACGGGUCUCACUCUUUGCUCACCUGUGCCUCUCCGUCUAACUCUGGCAGCGUUGUGACCGGGCUAUUAUUUGACGGACAGCUGAAUGAAAGUCUGCUUGACAGUCUCAUGGAUGCUCCCGGCCUCACUGGCCUCUGUCCUCCCAUGCAGGUGUUGAGGCCGAGCAGUCAUUCCUCCCUGUCCAAGAUGAGACUGUUUGUGUGUCGCCAUGGGGAGAGGAUGGAUGUGGUGUUUGGGAAACACUGGAUCACUCAGUGCUUUGACACCAAAGGCCGAUACAUUCGCUCUAAUCUCAACAUGCCACCCAGCCUGCCAGCUAGAAGUGGAGGUCACCGGGACUACGACAAGGACUGUCCAAUUACUGUGUUUGGCUCCACCCAGGCACGACUCGUAGGUGAAGCCCUGUUGGAAAGCCACACAAAGAUAGACUUUGUCUACUGCUCUCCGUCUCUUCGCUGCGUCCAGACUGCUCACAACAUUCUGCUGGGUCUUCAGCAGGAGGGAAAGACAAAAAUCCGCGUGGAGCCUGGAUUGUUUGAGUGGACCAAGUGGGUGGCGGGCACAUGUUUACCCGUCUGGAUCCCCCCAGCUGAUCUGGCUGCUGCUAACCUGAGUGUGGACACAACAUACAGACCUCAUAUUCCCAUAAGCAAGUUGGCGGUGACGGAGACCUACGACACCUACAUCAGCAGGAGCUUCCAAGUAACCCGAGAGAUUCUGGCAGAGAACAACAACCUGGGAAAUACGGUCCUGAUCGUGGCCCAUGCUUCCUCCCUGGAGGCUUGCACUCGCCAGAUACAAGGCCUCAGCCCCCAAAACUCCAAGGACUUUGUCCAAGUUGUCCGAAAGAUUCCUUACUUGGGAUUUUGUGCAUGUGAAGAAAUGGGAGAGACCGGGGUGUGGCAGCUGGUCGACCCACCCAUCUUGCCUCUGACACAUGGACCCAAUCACAGUUUCAACUGGAGGGAAAUGCUAAUGCAAGACUGAAACAUUUGCUUCUUGGCUCUUUUAUCUUUUGGCAGCCCUGAACUGCUGAAAAAAUAUUUAUUUUUAACCCACUCUUGCCCAACUACCAAAAAAAAAAACAAAAGUACACGUCUGGCUUCCGUCAUAGACAUGCAAAAAAAAGAUUGCAUUCACUGAAGCAAAAUGUAUUCAGACGCACUGCUCAGGAAUGAGAAAAUACAGUUUGUGUUUGAGAUCACAGCAAAAAGGAGCUACAGAUUGGGCGGCAGUUUGUCGCGUUUGCCUCAACGUUUCCACUUCUUCGCCCAAAAUGUGGAGGUGCUACGAGAAAUGGGGACAUUUCUUGAUGAUUGCUGAUGAAUCAGGUUUCAUGCCACGAGAAGGUGUCACUAAGCUCUGUCUGUGGCGGUGAAGACUUUGUGUUCUGCUGCCUUCUCACACACUGUGACGAGAAUUAGAUGAGAAAGACUUGUACCACAGAAAUAUUUUUCCAUGUGUCAGAAAUUAUUAUUAUUAUUUAACUUGUAGCGACGACCCUCCUGUGAAGAAAAAGCACAAAAGAAAUGUUGACAAUCAGACAGAGGAGAACUGAUCUUCAUUGUUUCUGGUGCUGAGGUGGGUGGUUUAUUAUGAUACCUGUUUUAUUCCUGAAAUGUCAUAUCAUUAUCUUCUAAGUUAACAUUUAUGUGCACACAUGAAUCGUUUUUCCUUAAUGCAGUCUUUAUUACCACCACGGGAGCAACCGAGUCAAUAUGACUUAAGAAAAUUAAUAUAAUGAAAUACAGACUGCUAAAACUUUUGCUUGUUUAUCAUGACCCUGACUCUGUAAGCCUGAUAACCACACUGCUUUUCAGACACUUGGGAGCAUUGUAUUAUUUUUUAUGUCAGAUGAUUUAAGUGCUUUCUUGCCUAUACCAAUUAUUUGUAGUAUGACUCAGAAAAUCUAUUGAUACUGAAUGAAUAAAGCAAGGUUGUGGAGUUAUGAAGGCCUAUACACAUCA